Staurois parvus is the source of this 616-nucleotide messenger RNA. The record is from the annotation of a GenBank genome assembly. Lineage: Eukaryota; Metazoa; Chordata; Amphibia; Anura; Ranidae.
CUGUCUGUGACAUGUAGUCACUAUGCCUUGUGAAGCCUGCCUUCUGAUCUCCUCUACUGUGUCUGCAGUCUCUGGUCAUCUCCUGUACUGUGUCCGCAGUCUCUGGUCAUCUCCUGUACUGUGUCCACAGUCUCCGGUCAUCUCCUGUACUGUCCGCAGUCUCUGGUCAUCUCCUGUACUGUGUCCACAGUCUCAGGUCAUCUCCUGUACUAUGUCCGCAGUCUUUGGUCAUCUCCUGUACUAUGUCCGCAGUCUCUGGCCAUCUCCUGUACUAUGUCCGCAGUCUCUGGUCAUCUCCUGGUCAUCUCCUGUACUAUGUCUGCAGUCUCUGGUCAUCUCCUGUACUGUGUCCGCAGUCUCUGGUCAUCUCCUGUACUGUCCGCAGUCUUUGGUCAUCUCCUGUACUAUGUCCGCAGUCUCCGGUCAUCUCCUGUACUAUGUCCGCAGUCUCUGGUCAUCUCCUGUACUAUGUCCGCAGUCUCCGGUCAUCUCCUGUACUAUGUCUGCAGUCUCCGGUCAUCUCCUGUACUGUGUCCGCAGUCUCUGGUCAUCCCCUGUACUGUCCGCAGUCUCUGGUCAUCUCCUGUACUGUGUCCGCAGUCUCUGGUCAUCUCCU